This is a messenger RNA of Drosophila albomicans, 849 nucleotides long. RefSeq names its product 23 kDa integral membrane protein. The coding region runs from base 79 to 732 and encodes 217 amino acids. Gene Ontology annotation, cellular component: membrane. The transcript has 5 exons. The record is from RefSeq and is a predicted model, not a curated record. Lineage: Eukaryota; Metazoa; Arthropoda; Insecta; Diptera; Drosophilidae.
UUGAUCAUUCGUAGAAUCGACGCUGAUCUGAUCGGUUCUGUUAUAUACGCCAAUUAACUUAUAACUCAGCGUCUCAACAUGGGUUGUACUUCCGGUUGCUUUAAGUGUUUUCUCAACAUUCUCAACACACUCUUUGCGCUCUUUGGCCUGUUGAUAAUUGGAAUAGCCACGUUGAGUCUACAGCAAGCGCCAACGGUUUACAUUACCUAUCUGUAUGUGGUUGGCGGGAUUGUGUUUGUUGCAUCUAUUAUCGGCUGCUGUGGGGUCUGUCAGGAGAGUGUGUGUAUGACCACAACGUAUGGAUUCAUAUUGUUGGCUUUGCUCGUUGUGCAAUUGUUGGGCCUCUUUGGUAAGAACUUUGAUGAGGAUUACAUAAAACAGUUUGCGGUCGCCGAUGUGGAUGCCAAAUGGAACUUGGAGGUUAUCAAACCAGGUGCCAUGGACAAGAUACAGCGCACAUACGAAUGCUGCGGCCGCAAUGGACCAGAUGAUUACGUUAUCAUUCAACGAACCAAUCUUCCAUUGAGUUGCUAUCCCGAGGGAAACACUAAUGUGCCAUAUUAUACAACGGGCUGUGUCACUGCAGCUGCCGAUGUAUUCCUCAGAUAUUUCAACUAUGUGAAUACCAGCAAAUGGGGCUCAUUCGGAAUUACAGCUUUGUUGUGCUUCUGCUCAUUCUAUUUGGCGCGACGCUUUCGCAAGGAACGCCAAACAUAUUCGUAUCACUAUUAAAACGAACUGAUUCUAAUAACCAAAUAAUAAUACUCAAUCGAAUCGAAAUGAAUGUUUAUAUAGACACCGUGUUGUCAACAUUUUACAAAUACAUAUGCGUUAAUCUUGUAACGAUAA